Rana temporaria (common frog) is the source of this 1977-nucleotide messenger RNA. RefSeq names its product E3 ubiquitin-protein ligase TRIM39-like. Gene Ontology annotation, molecular function: protein binding; zinc ion binding. Lineage: Eukaryota; Metazoa; Chordata; Amphibia; Anura; Ranidae. The transcript has 2 exons. The coding region runs from base 100 to 1710 and encodes 536 amino acids. The record is from RefSeq and is a predicted model, not a curated record.
GUUUUUCACCUCUUCUUUCAAGUUAGUCUGACCUGGGACACCCAGUCAGUGGUCUGCAGCCUGAGGAGGAUCCAGAUCUUCUCUGUUAGAGAUAAAGGGAUGGCAUCUGCUGAUUUGAGGAAAGAGCUGGAAUGUUCCAUCUGUCUGAACAUUUAUACAGAUCCUGUAACCCUGAAAUGUGGGCACAACUUCUGCCGGGACUGUAUUGGCCGUGCGUUGUAUACACAGGAGGAAAUUGGAGGUUAUUCCUGUCCUGAAUGCAGAGAAGAGUUCCAGAAGUGGCCUGCACUGCACAGGAACAUAACACUCCGCAACAUAGUGGAGAAUUUCCGGUCUGCUCAGCAAGACCAGGAAAAGUCCGGAGUCUUCUGUACUUACUGUAUUCACAAACCUGUACCUGCUGCGAAAUCCUGUCUGCAUUGUGAAGCUUCUCUGUGUGACAAUCACCUGAGAGUCCACAGCAAGUCACCAGAACACGUCUUAUGUGACCCCACCACUUCCCUGGAGAACAGGAAAUGCUCCGUCCAUAAGGAACUACUGAAGUAUUACUGCACUGAGGACUCAACCUAUAUCUGUGUGUCCUGCAGGCUGGAUGGAGAACAUCGGGGACACCAGGUGGAGACUCUGGAUGAGGCCUCUGAGAUGAAGAAGAAGAAACUGAGAAAUGUUCUGCAGAAACUGAUGGCCGAGAGAGAGGAGACAGAGAAAAGAGUCCAGAGUCUGCAGGAAUUCAGGUGGAUGGUACAAGAAAAAGCAGAUCAAAAAACGGGGCACGUUAAUGCAUUUUUUAGAGACCUCAGGAGACAUUUGAAAGACCUGGAGAAGAGAGUCCAGAGUGAGAUCUCCGGGAGGGCAGAGCGGGUCUCCCUAUCCAUGUUUUAUAUGAUCCAACAGCUGGAAAUAAAGAAAGAGAAGCUAGCCAGGAAGAUGGGGGACAUUGAGGAGCUGUGUAACAUGACGGAUCCACUGACUGUCCUACAGGAAUCAGACACAGAUGACUUGUAUGAUACUGAGGAUGGAGAUGAGGAGGACAGAGAUACACAUGAUAAACUCCUCCAUGAGGGAGGGGAUCUGGAUGUGGUGGGGAUCUCGCAUAUAUUGCACACAGGUUUAUCUGAUAUCAUGUCUCAGGUAAAUGUACAGGUUGGAGGACCAAAUAUUGGGGCUGUACAGCAGACAUCGGUGGUUACAGACAUAUUACUGGAUGUAAGCACAGCUAGUAGUAAUCUACGUAUAUCAGAUGACAGGAAAACUGUAUCCUGGUCAUCAGAUCAGAAUCGCCCAGAAACGCCAGAGAGAUUUCACCAUUAUCCUCAGGUGAUGAGCAGUCAGAGUUUCUCCUCAGGGAGAUAUUCCUGGGAAGUGGCUGUCGGGUGGGCAGAUCUGUGGAGAGUCGGGAUGUGUUACCCUAGUAUAGACAGGAGAGGAGAGCAGUCUCUGAUUGGAGCCAAUAAAUCCUGGGGUUUGGUAAGAGGAGGUAAUAUGUACUUAGUGAUACAUGAAAAUAAUAGGACCCGAUUACCCGGCACUGUCUCCAGUAACAGAGUCAGGAUGGAUCUGGAUUAUGAGGCCGGGCAGAUGUCCUUUUAUGAAUUGUGUGACCCGAUCCGACACCUCCACACCUUCGCCACCACAUUCACUGAGCCCCUCCAUGUUGGGUUAUGUAUAUGGAGAGGUUGUUUAAAGAUAUCUGGGGGGAAAUGCAUGUGAGAGAUCUGUGCAGAGACUGAUAACACGGGGUGGACAAUAUGAUUGGUGAAUUUCUAAGCCAAAUGGAGAAGUAGUGGACAAGAACCAGCAUAUUGGAUUUAUGUAUAACUCUGCAGGCUCUGGGGCCUUCAUCUUCAUCCUAAGCCUCAGUUCACUAUCUAGUGUGUCACUGACCAGGGUUACUCUUCCAAGUCAAUGCAACAGAAGGUAGUGUAAUGAAUACUGGGACAAUGACCCGGAGCUGCCCCUUACAGUGGCAUCUAUAGC